AUGCGAGUGUGCGCUCUUGGCGCUGCACGAGGCGCACGGUUCUUAGGCCAAGAUGAGCUGCACAGACGUGAUGAAGUAGGCGAGACGAUGAGAUGUACCGGCUGCGGCAACAGCUUAUCAGAUAAAAUUUUUGCUCCAAGCACUCCGCUGACCGAACUGCGACUCUGGUGUGUGCCAGUCGGCAACCUUGACAAUCGUUUCCGCAACCACAGCGUAGCGAUUGCGGCAUCUAUGGCGCGGCGGUUUCGCUGUGAACCGCGGCAGCAGCAGCGGGAGACGUGCACGACGACGUCGAUCCCAUCUCGAACCGGCUCUGCCACAAUUGGGAAAAAAGAGAAAGGGUCCAGCAACGGGCUUGACACAAACAGGAUCAAGAAGAUCGUCUUUGCUCGUUGCGGUUGGACUCCGAUGCGACUGCUGUAG
Pseudozyma hubeiensis SY62 is the source of this 423-nucleotide messenger RNA. Its product is annotated as predicted translation initiation factor. The transcript has 2 exons. NCBI's taxonomy places the organism in Eukaryota, Fungi, Basidiomycota, Ustilaginomycetes, Ustilaginales, Ustilaginaceae. The record is from RefSeq and is a predicted model, not a curated record. Bases 1 to 423 code for a protein of 140 amino acids.